This is a messenger RNA of Monomorium pharaonis (pharaoh ant), 2843 nucleotides long. RefSeq lists its product as uncharacterized. The transcript has 4 exons. The coding region runs from base 286 to 1620 and encodes 444 amino acids. Lineage: Eukaryota; Metazoa; Arthropoda; Insecta; Hymenoptera; Formicidae. The record is from RefSeq and is a predicted model, not a curated record.
UUAUUUGAUAUACUAGCAUCAUUUGUUCUUCUUUAAUAUUUAAAUAAACAACAAGGAUAAAAUAAUAUUCUAAAGCAUGUAAGAGCGGUCUAAUGGAAUGCGCUUUGUGUUCACGAAAAGCUGCGUGAUCUUUUGUUUUGUUUCCAUACCCUAAUAGUCCUAGAGGAUCCUCGUCAAAAUAGAGGAGAUACUGUUAGUGAGAAAACGGGUCGCCCCGAGGUGACGAGUCAGUCGGCGGUUGGUUUUGAUGCAUGCGUGAGGGAGCGUCUGUAUCGUCAGAGGACCAUGUUUGCCAGAUCCACAAAGAUCGCGCAAUUACUACUCUCGUUGUACUGUAUCGCCGGAUGGAGCUACGUCUCAAGUGAGGAUGGACUGACCCAGUUGAACGCAGAAUCGACGGCACCCGAGGAAAUUACGCUGGACGCCAAGGACCAAACGUCGCAAUCGUCCCGGCAGUUGGGAUCGGAUGACAUAUCGAUAUCAGAUCAGAAGACAAACAUCAACGACGUCUUGCGGCGCAAGAAUAUCAAAUCAGACGGUGACGACUCGAAGCGGAAUUACGUCAGGGUCGCCCGAAGUGAAAUCUUUAGCGCAAUUGACGAAGAAGAUGAACAGCUUGAGAAGGAAAUCGAGUCGAGUUUCUAUGAUGACUUUGAUACGCUCUCAAGGGAGGAGGUACCAGUCGUGCCCUGGAGAUUUUCGAGGAUGAUGACCUACGACAACGUAACAAACUCGAAAUCAAAAAGGCAGUCCGUGAAGAUCUAUUUGACGAGUUUCGUUGACGACCCAGCAUUAUCACCGUCUGAGGUCCGUGAUGCGCUUGCAGAGGAGGAACUGCCAGUCGUGUUUCGACGGAAGAGAUCCCGGAACGUAAUUAAAAACUGGGCGGCACGAAUACUGAAGGAACUUAAUGACUACGGUAUCAUGCGUUUCAAUAAACAGAAGGAAUCUCCCGAUCCUACCACGAUAUCUUCGACUGCCAGCGGUACUCAGUCGAAAUCCUUGAAUUUUUUUACAAUAUCUCCAAUUGCCAGCAGCACUCAUUCGCAAGCCUCGGAUUCUUCCACAGUAUCGCCGACUAUCAGUGAUACUCAUUCGAAAUCCCCGAUAAUAUUGGACAUUUGGAUAAAAAAAGUACUGAAGGCGUUUGAUGAGUACGGCAUCAAAUAUUUCUUUGAACCGCCCGCCAAUGAUACUCAGUCGAGGUUGAAAAGGGAGUCCGAGGAGAUCGAUUUGAAUUUCAUUGACGACUCAGCAUCCUUAUCGUCCGAUCCUAAGACCCGUAACGCGCUUGCAAAGGAGAAACCGUCAGUCACGUUCCGGUGGAAGAGAUCUCUGGGGAACACAUUUGAUAACUGGACGGCAUCCGUACUAAAGGCAUUUGAUACCUACGGUAUCAUGUAUUUCUUUCCACCUCUGAAGUCUCUCACAGAAAUUCCGACUGCCAACGUUGCUAAGUCGAGAUCGAAAAGAAUUAGACGUGUCAUGAAUUCACAUUCGGAUCCUUCCACGGUAUCUCAACGUAGUCGUCCGAUUCGAUCUUUGUCCGACAAUUAUAAUAAAACCGUAGGAAGUAACAGCACUUCAGAAAAUGUCGUCGAUUCUCCGCCGAAGGCUUAAUCACAUGUAACGGUGGAAUCUUCCGAUAGUUCCACAGUAUUUGACCAUUCCCUUAUGGAAAAAUAUUAUUGAAAAAUUAUUGAAAAUUAUUGAAAAACUAUUCGCCUUUAAUAUUGUUCACUAUUAAUAUCAAUAAAUUUAUUGCAAAUUUAAUACUAUUUUUCCAUAAGGGCUACCUCGUCCAAUUAUCGUAUUGUAAAAGAUAGUAUAAGCAUUACAGAUAAGCAGAAUGUGACGUAUUGUACGUAUAAGGUAUAAGAGUAUAGAUAUUAGUUUAACGCAUUAUUAAUGCUCAAUUGAAAUUUCAGGCGCGCUAAAACAAAUGAGAUUAUUGCAAUGCGAUGCGCACAUAAUCCCCGCCUAAUCUUUCGAUCAUUCCACAGUAUCUGCGAUUGUCACGUUGUCCAACAUUACAUUAAUUAUCGUGAAACUCUAUACUGCAAAAAAAGUCUAGUAAUAAUCAUGAAGUUUAGAUGAAAAAUCAACUAAAUGCUAAGUAAAUUUCGUUGAUUACUAUUGUGACAGUAACCAACCGUUUGAUAAUAAUUAGAAAAGUAAAAAGUUAGCAUUUGGUUGGUUUUGCUAAUAUUAACCGGAUAUUUGAUUCAAAACUACUUCGUCCCGCGAUUAAUCUAUUAUUAUUAGAUUUCUUCUUUAGUGUAGAAGAUAACGGCAAUGAAUAUUGUUGGUUUCCUCCGUCGGAGAAUUCAGAUAAGAGCGAAUUGGUAGAAGAAUUGAAGGCGCUCGAGUUGCAAGUUUCUUAUUGUUUCGUAGGAAAUGCGAGCCGAAUUAGAUCAUCACGUUAUAGUAUAUUAAUGAUAAAGUUCGUAACGACAGUUCAUCAAUUUAUAAGAUCGUUGACUUUCAAGAAAAUGGAACUGACGACGUAGCGCUUAAAUUAAAAAAAAUACUGUAAAGCAAUAUAACAAUGUUGCAAUUAUCUCUGGGCAUUCAAGGGUAGUAUAUUGGACGCGCAAUAAGGCCCCUGUGCCUUAAUUAACAUUACGAUAAAUAUAAGGUACGACGUUAUUAGAAAUUAAUUUAACGCUUGACUGAUAAUUGUGCCAUACUUGUAGACGCGGACGAUGCCUCCGUACUUUCAUUUCGCGGAAUGAAAGAUUGAGAUUAAAUUAGUCACUUGCUCAAAUGUGGUUGAAUUUCUAUUUUGUAAAACACUAUUUAUAUUUUUUUAUGUAAAAUAAAAUACUUUUUGAGCAACUGUA